AAAUACACGGGACAACAUGAAACACGCACCACACACAGGGAUAUACCACCACGUCGCCAUGCACUCCAUCAGUUUUCUUGUCCUGUCGCUCCUUGUCGCACCUGUGCAGGCCUUCCUCUUCCGCUUCCCCAGCCCCACCCCCCCGUCCCGCACCGCUCCUCUUGAGACUCCCCGCUCCGACACUGCCUCCUUCUUUAUCCCCGCUCUCCCUCCCUCUCUGCCAAAACUGACCGUGGCUGUCCUCUCCGUCCUCUUCCCUGCGGCCGUCACCUUCUCCCCCCCCCCCGCAAUCGCCGAUGGGGCCACCUCCCGCUUUGUCCUCCCCCCCGUCGACACCACGGAUAAGGGGAGGUAG
Messenger RNA from Nannochloropsis gaditana CCMP526, 355 nucleotides. RefSeq lists its product as uncharacterized. The record is from RefSeq and is a predicted model, not a curated record. The transcript has 2 exons. The coding region runs from base 17 to 355 and encodes 112 amino acids.